This is a messenger RNA of Brienomyrus brachyistius, 8474 nucleotides long. It is a transcript of the gene mtus2a, whose product is annotated as microtubule associated tumor suppressor candidate 2a. Gene Ontology annotation, molecular function: microtubule binding. Gene Ontology annotation, cellular component: cytoplasm; nucleus. The transcript is spliced from 15 exons. The coding region runs from base 414 to 4220 and encodes 1268 amino acids. NCBI's taxonomy places the organism in Eukaryota, Metazoa, Chordata, Actinopteri, Osteoglossiformes, Mormyridae. The record is from RefSeq and is a predicted model, not a curated record.
UCGUGGGGGCAAGGGAGAAAAGGCUACUACCUGCAUUGUAGCAUGGGUCCCACUCCCCUCACUCGCUCUCUCUCCCCUCGAUCUCAUCGCUCCGCAAAAGGAAGUCGGCGGUGCCUAAUUUCGCACAGACGUGCGCAUCCAGUAAUCAGGUUAUUCAGAAGAGCUUGUUGUCUUCAAGGGACACCUCGACCUGAACUUUUUUUCUGUGGUUCUUUUGACGUCAUGCAUAAAUAGUCAUUGCGAUAUUGACGUCGAUCGGAAGGUCAGACAACGAUGGAAAAAUAAACUAUCAGCUCAUUCUGCAAAGCGCUAAGAUCGGAAAAGUAUAGAAUCCUGGGGAGGAGGCGCGUGAACCGAUUUCCGUUAAUGGCUCAAAAACCAACCAUCAUCUCCUGAAGGCAUCACUGGACAUUAUGAGUUUACAGGGCAAUUUCAGUGGCCCCUUCGCCUCUGAAGCUCAGGACAAUGAAGGUGGAGAGACCAAAAAUAACAACAAGCCAGCAUGUUUUGUAGCCCAGGGUGAUGCCAAUGCCAACGCCAUCCAGGUGGCGGUUACAGGCCAUGUGGGCACUCCUCCUCCGCUGGUGUCGCAGAGUGACGGGCAAGACAAGAUUGACAGCUGGGAAAUGGAGUCCCCGGUUGAUGACCCUGACCUGGAAGAGUUCGAGCUGCUAGAAUGCCAGGAACUUGAGGCUUUCUUGGAAGCAGAGAUGGAACAUCAUGAGAAAGCAGAUGAGGCUAUGCCAGUAAGGGAACUACUUUCUGGCCAAAACAUUGUAGAGUGCAACUCUGCUAGUGCUGAAAUUAUGAGUGAUGGACAGAAUGAUGCACAUGAAGAAGACAAAGCAACCUCAGGUGGAGGAAGGUCCAUAUCGCACUUCCAUUCAGGGAACGAUGCUUUGGUAUCUCGCCUCUCUGCUUCUAUUUCUGGGGAAAGCACAGGACGGGCACCUGCCACAGACUCCCAGGUUACUUCGGUUAGACUAAAUUGGGCCGCACAACCCAUACGCACUACCUCAGCCAAAUUUGGAAGCUUGCAGCGACCAAGUAAGUCUGUUGUCUUCUGCGGAAUGAGCAUGGUGCAAUCCAGCAGCAACAAUCUAAACAGGAACUCCUCUACUCUGUCUCAGGAACCUUCCCAGGAUGCUCCACUGGAACAAGCAAGCCAUGGAUUAAAAAGAGGUUCCGCUGAACAAGACUCUGGAACACUUAUCAAUGGUGCGGGCAAAUGUCAGCAGAAGAGGUUGGAUACAAAAGAGAGAAAGCACUUACAACAGCAGAACACCCAAGAAAAGAUUUACAAGUCAGGAAACGGCGUGUCUUCUGACCCAACAACCAGUGAAAGGGUACAGCUAAGUCAGCAGCUACUAAACCGCACAUCCUGCACUGAAACAGAUAAGGGACUGUUUGCAGGUCGUUCUGUUGUGGAAGGUCGGUCCUUGCACCUGAUUUCCGAGUCUCUAGAAAGAUCUAGUCAUAAAACAAAUCAAACGGUUGCUGAGAAACCAGAGCAAAAUACUAGUCACCAGGGAAUAUCCCGUCACACGGAGCCUAAGACUGUUCAGAAACAGCACUCAGGAGAUCAUGAGCAGAGCGCAAGUCCCUCCAGCCUGGAGAACAUGACGAGCCUGACUCCGAGGUCUUGCGACAGCCCUACGUCUGCAAUGAGCCAUUCAACUCCCAGGACUAUAGGGUCACCAAAGAAGAGACUCUUAUCAUCUCCUAGCAAAGGUGCCAGUUCACGUAUUUCCCAUCCAGAUCUUGACAAUGAUCAACAGCUGCUCAUAAGUGGGCUGAAAGCCCCUUCCAAGGUGUGUGUCAGUAGUGGCAUUCCAAAACCAAUCCUUCAUCAUCCAUCUAAAAUAAUGGAGAAGACUGAGCUGGAGAACAGUAAUGAGAGGUCCCCUCCACCCAAACCCAAAAACGUUCGCCCCAAGAUUAUCACAUACAUCCGCAAAAGCCCUCAGGUCAAACCACAUGGGUUGGAGGCACCAUAUGAAGUCUCCCCUCUGCCCACAAGGCUCUCACCUUACAGCAGCCCCCCAUCUACCAGGGAUACGAAAGCACUUGUAGACCCCAGGACCUCACCAGUGCUCAGUGCAUCCAACCUGCUGUAUGACAAGUAUCGACAGGAAAUGCAGAAGACGAGCCUUUUUCCUACAGGACUUAUGGUGUCUGGAAUCAGACCUCCAAGCCAUAACAUCCACCCCAAGCUGACGGGGAAACCUGAGGGCUUCUGUGGAGACCUGCCCCAGGUUAGCCACGGGGUUGGCAAACAGAAGGACAUCGCAGCCUCUCAGUUCAGCUGCCACGAGGCUGCAGGUGCGUUCCGUGCUCCGAGGGCCCUGAGACCUCAGCUGGGCCUUGGAGCUGUAAACCGGAUCCCAUCCAUGAAGAGCCGGAUGCUCCUGGCUGGUCAGAAGUCUGCUUUAGUCGUGAGCCAGCCAGUGCAGGCGGUCACCCCGAUUUCUCAUGCUUACCAGGACCCAGCAGGUGAGAAGAUCAUACUCAUCUGCAGCACUCCCUCCAAAUCUGAUCUGAAGAAGCCCACCCCGGCGCCAGCCCCCAAGUCCUUUCUGCCCAAACCCGGGCAGUCAGGUCUGCGUCCCCCAGGCUAUUCCCGCCUGGCACCUGCCCGUCUGGCUGCCUUUAGCUUCGUCCGGAGUGCCAGCAUCUCAUCGACAUCCAGCAACCAGUCAAACGACAGCACCCGCAGCGACCCCUGCCGCCCUGUGAAUCGCUCCAGCUGUGGCAAUGAGGAUCCUCAGCCCUCCCCCAAGGCUGCUCCUGCACCUAAUGAGGCUCCCAGAGCUCCCAGCCGGAGCAGCCCCCAACCCCCCAGCACCCCCAUCCCUGCCCGCCGGUCUCUCCUACCCGCAUCUCGCAGUUCCCCAGUAGCUUCUAGGAAGGAAAUCCAGAGUGAAGGGGAAGCUCCCAGGCCCACAGUAUCCUCACCCAAGAGGUUUGCUGUGGUAUCGCCCAGGCCACAGUCUCCAGUCCACGCACGUCAGAAGCCGGGGACUGCAAGGGCCCCAGUAGCCAGUGACCCUCCCAGGCCAGGGCCGGUGGGAGGGCAGGACACGGAGGCGGCAGCGGCGGCGGUGAAACAGCUACGGGAGCGAUGCCAGGAGCAGGCACGCAGGCUGCUGCGCUUACAAGCAGAACUGAGAAAGGCCACGAGCUGCCUGGAGGCCUUCGCCAUCAGCACCCAGCACUUCUGCCUCAAGAGUAACCAGGCCACCCAGAAGGAGAAGGAGCUGUGCCUGGAACUCGAGAGGAUCAGAGAUGAAGUGGCCUCCAGCACAUCUCGCUGGGAGCGCCUACAGAAGGACAAGGAGGCCCUGGAGCGGAGCUUUGAGCGUGAGCUACAGGUGCUGCAGACACAGCAGGAGGCGGAGCUUGGCGCUCUGGAGGCGGGGCUAAGGGCUCAGCACAUGGAGGAGAAGGAACACUUGCGAUUUCAGCAUCAGGCUCAGCUGGAGGAGCUGCAGAACCAGCAGCAGGACAAGAUUCAGGACAUGACCAUGAACCACGAGGUGGCCAUGGAGGAAAUGGAGAAUAGUCAUAACUCGGCCGUGGUAGCACUCCGGGGAGAGAAUGAGGCCGCUCUGAUAGAGCUGAGGAUGACGCACGAGCAUCAGAGGAAGGCCAUGGAGGAAAACUUUGAGCAGAUCAGGCUUUCACUUCAGGACCAGGUGGACACGCUGACAUUCCAGAACCGCACCUUGCGAGAUCGGGCCAAACGUUUCGAGGAAGCGCUCCGGAGGAGCACCGAUGAACAGAUUGUGGAUGCCCUGGCCCCUUAUCAACAUAUUGAGGAGGAUCUGAAGAGCCUGAAGGACGUGCUGGAGAUGAAGAAUCAGCAGAUCCAUGAGCAGGAGAAGAAGAUCUGUGAGCUGGAAAAGCUGCAGGCCCAGAAGAACAUCUUCCUGGAGGAGCGAGUCCAGGUGCUGCAGCAGCAGAACGAGGACCUGAAAGCCAGAAUCGACAACAACCUGGCUCUCUCCAGGCAGCUCUCCGAGGAGAACGCCAACCUGCAGGAGCACGUGGAGAAGGAGAGCAAGGAGAAGAAGCGACUGAGCCGCAACAAUGAGGAGCUGCUCUGGCGUCUUCAGACGGGCGAGCUGAGCCCCCGAACGCUCUCCCCGUCCUCGUCACCAGCCCAUCGCGGCUCUCCGGGGGCCACUUCCCCCUCCUGGCCACAGCCCCUCCCCAGAUGAGCUACUUCCCUCCCAGCGUCUCGUCCUCUAUCCGUCCCCGGUGCCACACACGUCCCCCAGCUCUCCCUCAUAGCUCUCUGCACCCUAAUGAUUCUGACCUACAACUCGCCGACCUGUGCUGAACAGACCCUAACCUGUUUUUCCCAAUAAUAUUUCCCAUCUUCAAUUUGCAGAAGAAAGACUUGUGUAUCAUUUUGUAGCUUAAGGAUGAACUUGUGAUUCCUGUCCAGUCACACGCAGUACAUAUUUACAGACAGAUAUAGACGUAUCACUUCUCCUUUGCAGACUAUAUAUCUUCUCCUGACUUUGAAGUUAGAGAAACAUUCUCUGACUUCUUGGAACUGUAAAUGAACAAAUUUGCGAUAAGUAGAGUUUUUUUUUUUUUAGUCAUUAACAGUUUCAAUAUUUCUUCUUUUUUUGAAUAAUAAAAAUUAUAUAGACAAGGAUGGCAGAUAUCACUGCUGGCUUCACAGACGUAGGUCCAAGUGCCAGCAACCAAGAAAAUGGACUGAAAGCACGUGCAGAUCUAUAUCUGAGGAACGUCUGUCUCCAUGUGGGUGCAUAUCUAUAGGCUUUGUUUAUUCUCUCUUCUACUGAGUGGCAGGAUUGUCCAUUCUGAGGAAACUCUGUCAGGAUACAGCUGCAUCUCUUCAAAGAAGCGCCUUAGUUUCCAGGCCCUUUGCCCAAGUGGCCUUCUGACCCUUCUACCAGCAGUCUCAUACUGGUCAGCCUAACCAAGUUAAAUGAACUCUCUCCGAGCAGAGAUGGACCUCCCUCAUCUGCAGCGGUCUCAUUCUGGGCAGGUUCUAUCGGGGCUUAGCCUCAUCUGAGAUGUGGUGCUUUCGUCAGCCACACUAGGACGCUCUUAUGCCAACGAGAAGGAACUUGCUGAGGAGGAUCUAAGUAGGGAUGGUCCAGUCUGGGACAAUCCUAUUUGGAGAUGCCAUACAGGAGCAGCCGACCCCAACAAAACACAACCAUAUUACCAAGUAGGCAUGCAUCUAGGGAUGCUUCUAUCAAAGGGGGCUGUCUCCUUCCUGACAAUAAGGUACAACAAGAGUGAAACUAGGAUGUCAACAGAUGGACAUGGGGGCAUUAGAGAAGCAAAUGUAUUAAAAGCAAUUGCUCUUGUUCCUCGCUGACGUUUGUAAAUUAUCAGACAACUUUGCAGUGUAACGCAUGCAAGUCUUCCAGCUGUUAUGAAUAACCUCGAAUUAUUGUGUUUUUUUUUUUAUCAAUACGUGCAAGGUGUAGACAGACAUAGCAUGUCUGAAGAUAAAUGUCGCUAAUGUGGUGCACUGGGAGAAUCCAGGUACUUCUCACCUGGUAAGCAUGAGGAAAACUCCUUUCUUUUGAAUGAGGGAGGGAGAUUUAUUCUCGAUUGGGCAGCGGCAGGGGGAGGGGAUGAUGUGUGAAGUAUUUCUGUACUGUGAUGUUCAGGGAUUAUCGGCAUGCCGGUUUAAACACAUGCGUGAAGGGAUAAAAUCACCAGUGAGUCCAGGUUACUUGGAGACAGCCAGUUACUUCACAAAUGCACAAGGUCACAUUGAAACAUCCUUCCAGGCAUGAUCUUCAGCUUGCGGUGCUCGGGGCUUGACGAUAAAAGUAGCCCCUGUCAUGUUUUCGUUGCGUUUUAUUUUUUUGUCUUAGACUUACUCUUGAUGUCUGCAAGAUUAGUGGGCUACACUAGUUAUCUGAAGCUGGUGAAAACGGCACACAAGCAGAAGGGGCGUGUACCUGAAUGUGAUUGGAUACUUUAGACAGGAAGUGUGAGUGAAUGGUCCGUAUCAAAAUAUGCUGAAGGAACAGAGCAUGUCUACUACUGUGGAAAUAGGCACUUUAUACCAAGUCAAAAUGUACAGUAUUGUGCACAAAAUUGUGAAUUUAUUUAUUUGAAUAAUUCAUUUGCACUUUUUUGUUUUAUCAAGGUGUGUUUUUUUUGUUUUUCUUACAAUGACAGGUAAGAAGAUGGUAGGAAAGUCCGUUUAAUGAGCAUUUACACAAAUCACAAAGAAAGUGUUUAUAGAUUUUAAAAAAAGUUUCAGACAAACUGAAAAAAGUCAGUUUUCAUAAGUAAUUUAUAACAGGGACCAUUUUUGUCAAAUAAAAAGUAGAGUAGGUGGGUUUGUAUACCUAAGCAUUUUAUAGAGUUUAUACUGCAAUAGUAGGAUUGUAGUUUUCUCUUACAAGAAAACAAAAGAUCUAUUUCAGCACCCAACACAAUUUUUAUUAUAAAAUGUUUGAAAUUAUAUUACUUUGUCUUUGAAGUUAAUAUUCAUUGUCAGGAUUAGUUUGUUUAAACAAGCUUCCCAAGUCUUGGAUUACUUUACAUUUUUCCCCCAGUAACGUUAGGUUAAAGUGCUUUUAGUUAAACUAAAAUUUAACUGAAAUGGAGAAUGUUUUACGAAGAAAUAGGCAGAUGGGCAGCGAUGUUAACAAGCGUGUCAGCUGACCUCUGCCUGCUGGAAGGCAUUCGUCAGCAGGCGUCGCUGAUUGUGGUCAGGAGUAUAAGCACUUAAUAUUCACAUGGAAGUCAGGUGGAAUCGAGAUAUAAUUGAAAACGUUUAUUCUGGAAUAAUGGUCUGAGAUGUUACACUGUGAACGUAUAGGUUAAAGAACGUGAAUGAGUACCUAUGAAAGGCAAUACCUCUCCGUUUGUGUCAUUUUAUGUGUAAGAUGUUUCAGGAAAAGUGUAUGAUAACGUAGGUGGUAACGAAUGAGAGCAGGUGAGCUGCCUAGCCAGCAUACCUAUGUAAUAUAUUGCUUCUAAAGCCUGUUUUCAAUAGCUGGCAUCCAACCAUCGGAGCUGCCGUGUAUCAUGGUAAUUGACUUUCCGUCGGAAAGGAAAGUCUUUCGGCUUGGAGCAGAAGCAAGACUUCGGGCUGCUUUGUGGUUUGAACCGCACUUCGCCUCGCGAACUCCGCUGCGAAAAGAAAGCUCUCACUGCUUUAUCCGCUUCUUCACCUUGCGCCAAGCGUCGCGUUUCGAAACAAAAGACUGUGUGAGUCACCCAAAAAAAAACAAACAAACCAUAACACCUCUUUCAAAAUGUCAUUCAAAGUAAGGACCAAACCACAUAUCUGAACGUUUUUAUGCCUACAGUCUUUAGUUUUUUUAACUAAACCGAAUGCAACUCAAUCAGCAAAUAAGUAUUAUAAACCGGAAUCACCUCAGUUACAGGAGAUACUUGGAAUUGCAGGAUUCAGACGUUCUACCAAGCUGCAAAAAAUAUGGAGUAAUGAACAGCAGAGUAUUGUGCAAUUAAAAAUAAAUUCUCUCUGGGUCCAGCUGUACAUAAACACUUAGUGGCCAGUUCAUGUGGUUCCACCUGCUGGCUAAUGUAAAUAUCAUGCCCUUCCCAACAAUGGAUCAUGUGGCUGCAGCUGAUUAUAUACAGCAGACACAAAAUACAGGGGGUCAAGAGGUACAUUUACUGUUUGACUAAGCAUUAGAACGACGAAGACGCCUGAUCUAAGGGGCUUUGAGGGCGGUGUGAUCGUUGGUGUCAUAAAUGGUUGGUCCAGCUUCUCCGAAACAGCCGCCCGACUGGGAUCUUCCUGGGUUUUCACAGAACAAUGCGAGUCAUAUACCCCUGAUACAGUUUUGGAGAUGAAAGUAUUAGCUAGAUGUCCCUAAUAAAGUGGCCACUGAGUAUGUUUAUGUUAUAUAUUCUCAGUAUCAGGUAGCACUGUUCAAUACCACCGGGUAGUGAAGUCGCACUAACAGCGUCUGUGUCCUGUGGACAUCACCCAGCAUUGAAUGUCUCCAAUUAUUUGUAGGAUAAAUUGACACAGUCUGUUGGGGGCUAUUUAUGAAAUACGUUUUGGAACUCUUAUUGUAUACCUGUAUUUGAUUGUACAGUCAAAUGGAUGUUAAUGCCAUACUUCCAUAGGUUGUUUAACACGUUGAUAUAACCGCAUGUUCGUUUUAGCAUCUGAUUGUCUUUUUUAAUCUUCUUUAUAUUAUAGUUAAAGCUGUAAUUCUAGCUUAGGACUGUGUUUCUCCACCCGGUCCUUGGGGACUCUCAGAUGCUGCACGCUUUUGCCCCCUCCCAGCUCCCUGCCAGGCAGUCCACAGCAAGAACAUGGACAGCUUGUGGGUCCCUGUGGACUGGAUUGGGAAACACUGGAUUAGAAGAUUCACUUGGGGUUUUGUAGAACAUAGGACAUGGAACACUACAUGUGUAUGUUGAUGCGUUUCAUUGAAAUUUGAACAACUAGUAAUACUGGUUAAUAAAAAAAAAGUGUGUUCACA